Messenger RNA from Cercospora beticola, 1916 nucleotides. RefSeq names its product citrate (Si)-synthase CIT1 (gene CIT1). Lineage: Eukaryota; Fungi; Ascomycota; Dothideomycetes; Mycosphaerellales; Mycosphaerellaceae. Gene Ontology annotation, cellular component: mitochondrial matrix. The record is from RefSeq and is a predicted model, not a curated record. Gene Ontology annotation, biological process: citrate metabolic process; tricarboxylic acid cycle; carbohydrate metabolic process.
GACUUCCGAAGCAUCAGCUUUUUUAGUCCGACGGCCUUUCAGCCUCCUCAUCCAUUGUCCGGUCUGCUGUUUGCUCUUAUCCACACCGUCUCCCUUUCUAUAGAUCAUCCUCCAAGAUGGCCUCCACCAGCGUUUCUCGUCUGGCGCUCCGCAAAAUGGCGACCCAGUCAAGCUGGGCUCGCUCUCCCGCUUACAAUGCCGUGCGAACUUACGCGACACCAAGCAAGAGCGCAUCCCUCAAAGAGACCUUCGCCGCACAACUCCCCGAGAAGAUCGAGCAGAUCAAGAAGCUCCGCAAAGACUAUGGCAACAAGGUUGUUGGAGAGGUGACACUUGACCAGGUCUACGGCGGCGCCCGUGGCAUCAAGUCGCUCGUCUGGGAGGGUUCCGUCCUCGACUCUGAGGAGGGUAUCCGCUUCCGUGGAAAGACAAUUCCAGAGUGCCAGGAAGUUCUUCCAAAGGCUCCUGGUGGAAACGAGCCUUUGCCAGAGGGCCUCUUCUGGCUUCUGCUCACUGGCGAGGUCCCAUCUGAGCAGCAGGUCCGCGACCUGUCUGCUGAGUGGGCUGCCCGAUCCGAUGUCCCAUCGUUUGUCACUGAGCUCAUCGACCGCUGCCCAUCCGACCUUCACCCAAUGGCUCAGUUCUCGCUGGCUGUCACUGCUCUCGAGCACGAAUCCUCUUUCGCGAAGGCUUACGCCAAGGGAAUCAAGAAGACCGAGUACUGGCAACACACUUUCGAGGACAGCAUGGACUUGAUCGCGAAGCUCCCAACCAUUGCUGCACGCAUCUACCGCAACGUCUACAAGGACGGCAAGGUCCCAGCUGUGCAGAAGGACAAGGACUACGGAUACAACUUGGCCAACCAGCUCGGCUUCGCUGACAACGCCGACUUCGUUGAGCUCAUGCGUCUCUACUUGACCAUCCACUCCGACCACGAGGGUGGAAACGUGUCUGCCCACACCACUCACCUUGUUGGAUCUGCCCUCUCAUCGCCAUACUUGUCGCUCGCUGCUGGCCUAAACGGUCUCGCUGGUCCACUCCACGGUCUCGCCAACCAGGAGGUGCUCAACUGGCUGCAGGAGAUGAAGAAGUCUGUUGGCUCCGAUCUCUCGGACGAGAACAUUUCCAAGUACCUCUGGGACACCCUCAAGUCUGGCCGUGUUGUUCCAGGAUAUGGACACGCUGUGCUGCGCAAGACUGACCCACGUUACGUGUCUCAGCGCGAGUUUGCGCUCAAGCACCUGCCAGACGACCCAAUGUUCAAGCUCGUCUCGCAAGUCUACAAGAUUGCUCCAGGUGUCCUUACUGAGCACGGCAAGACCAAGAACCCAUACCCCAACGUUGAUGCCCACUCCGGUGUUCUCCUCCAGUACUACGGCUUGACCGAGCAGAACUUCUACACCGUGCUCUUCGGUGUCAGCAGAGCUAUCGGUGUCCUUCCUCAGCUCAUCAUCGACCGUGCUGUUGGUGCACCAAUUGAGCGACCAAAGUCUUUCAGCACUGAGCACUGGGCCAAGCUUGUCGGAGCUAAGCUCUGAAUCGCAUAUAAACUACCUAGCCCACCUCGCAAGAAUGCGCGUAUUCAGCGCGCGCUCAGUCUUCUCGGAGGUGAUGGAGGUGGACGAGAAACCAGAGCGACCGGUCACUAAUCCGUGAAUAGAUCGAGGCGAUGGAGGAGGAGUUCAUCGCGUGUGUUAGUACUACGAGCUGUGGGCUGUUGGCCGCAAGCACUGUCAGAUUAACGAAUGCAUCAGGGGAAACAUGUUCAGCAGCGACUGGUGAUGGCUAAAUUUCUAUGUAUGAAUACACAACCAAAUAACGACAGCUGCGCAAUGUGUGAGAACCAAACAAAAAUUGUCCGAGUGCCAUUGCUCGUUCUCGCGUUCGCUCUGACUUCAUGUGAAGCACAAGCCGCC